Messenger RNA from Coccomyxa subellipsoidea C-169, 1541 nucleotides. RefSeq lists its product as hypothetical. Gene Ontology annotation, molecular function: kinase activity. The transcript is spliced from 8 exons. The record is from RefSeq and is a predicted model, not a curated record. NCBI's taxonomy places the organism in Eukaryota, Viridiplantae, Chlorophyta, Trebouxiophyceae, Coccomyxaceae. Bases 1 to 846 code for a protein of 281 amino acids.
AUGAGUUGUCUUGGGUGCUUCGAUUCCACCAAGCUGCUGGGCAACGGCGCGCAGCUGCUGGAGACAGGGAGCCAGCAGGCCUCCUCGGUGCUGCUGGUCCUGCAGCAGAACCCGUUGCUCCAGGAUGUUUGCGCAACAGUCGUUGCCGCGGCCGGUGCCAUUGCUCUCGUGAAGAUCUUCAGGGCGCUCUCAUCCAGGGGCAUUGUGGACCAGAAGUUGAGCCGGAAGCUGGUGCACAUCCUGGCUGGCCCAGGCUUUGCGCUGUGUUGGCCGCUCUUCAGUGCAGAUCCUAACGCCCGGUUCUUUGCCGCCAUUGUGCCCUGCCUCAACCUGCUGAGGGUGCUUGCAUUGGGGACGGGGGUCAUAGACGACCCAAAGACUGUCAACGCCAUGAGCAGGGAGGGCGACAAGUCUGAGCUCCUGCGUGGGCCGCUGUACUAUGUGGUGGUGCUGCUGGGGGCCACCCUGGUCUACUGGAGGGAGUCUCCUGUGGGAGUGGUGGUCUUCUCGCUCAUGUGCGGCGGUGACGGCCUGGCGGAUAUAGUGGGCCGUCGACUGGGCGGCCGCCACAAGCUGCCCUGGAAUAGCUCCAAGUCCUGGGCUGGCAGCGGUGCCAUGUUCCUCGGCGGCUCCAGCAUGGCGAUUGCCUUCAUAGCGUUCUUCUGCAGCAUGGGCUAUUUCGAGUGCGACAUUGCGGCCAUGGCACUGGGCGUAGCCGCCAUAGCCGCCGUGGCAACGCUGAUAGAGUCGCUGCCGAUAAACCAGAAAAUCGAUGACAACAUCUCAGUCCCCGGUACUGUCGCUCUUCUGGGGUUCCUGCUUCGGAGUGCGCUGCUGGCUGCCUGAGAAGCUGAGAAGACAAAAGAGCUUUUCUGGUGGGGAAGAUCUGCUUCUCUGGGUGGAAGAUGGAUGGUGUCUGCUGUCAGACGCUUGUGUACACAUGAGAAAGCCGGGCUAUAGAGAUGGAGCUUGGUGCAUGCGGGAAUUGGUGCCCCUCAGGGUUGAAGAAGCAGCACAGAGAAUGAGUCUGCUCCAACUGGCACUCCCGCCAAGAAAGGCAAGAAAUGUAGUGGUGAGGAGAUGCUUUGGAACUUCUGUAGGUUGAGUGACAUUUGCAGCUGCGCUAAGGAAUUUGGAUAGACUCAAGCCUUUACAUCAGAGCUGAACCAGAAUGUCUGCAGACACUUGAAAUCGGCCCUUCUCUUCUAAAAGGGCAAGCACUCUUGAGUGCAUGUCUUUCUUGGGCACCAUAUGGUGGCAGCGCAUGUGGCAUGCAUUCUAGUAUGCUGCCAGUUUUGACUUGGCUCUGCUCCCAAAUUGAUAGCCUUAUGGCUGCUAUCUUGUGUACAGAAAUGACACGCCAUCUCUUUGGCUUGUCUGUGAAUACUGGUGUACCAUGAACAGUUGUGCAGAUGGGAAUGUUUAAUAUGUGGAACUACCUUGCUUUGCAUGGAAAUGAAAGCCAUCCUGGCAUGGCUUGCGCAUGUACAUCAGUGUGCGUGCAGCUGAUCAGUGCACAAGUAAUGAUAUAAUGCACCGUC